AAAUUUUGAGAUAUGUUAAUAAUAAAGGGUUCCUUUGCUGCGACCCGUUGUUGGAUUACCGGACCAUGGAGUUAGCAGUAGCACAAAGCUUCCCCCAAACCCAAACACACUCUCCAUCUCCAUUCCCGCACCCCUACUACCCAAGCUUUCCCCCUCCCAAUUCACUCCCCACCGCCUUCCGCCACCGCACAGUUCCCCUUAAACUCCACCGCUCAUUGCCGCUGCUCAAAUCCCACCGCUCCCACACACGCAGCCCCCAAACCACCACCAAUUCCGCAUCCACCCAAUACGAAGACGACGACGGAAUCCCGAUCGAACACGUGAAAACUCUUGUGAAAUUCAAGUCCCGUCACAACUACAUCAGGGUCCUCCAAGUUUCCAGAGCAGCAGACCACCCUCUAGCGGGCUCCAGACUCCUCUUGCUCGACGCCCCCGGCAACAUCCACAGCAUUUCCUACCUCUUCAAAUCUCUCACCAACGCCUACUUCGACGUUUUCGCUACCUUGCCUCCUAUUCUCCCCCCCGGGCCCCUAGGUGUACUCGGGUUCGGAGCCGGGUCGUCCGCCAGAAUCAUCCUCGAACUGUAUCCGCAGACUGUGAUCCACGGGUGGGAGCUCGACCCUUCUGUUAUUUCAGUCGCGAGAGAGUAUUUCGGGCUCGAGAAGCUUGAGAAAAAAUACCCAGAUAGGCUCUUCAUCCACACGGGCAACGCGUUAAAUUCGAGCGUAAAAGAUGGGUUCGCCGGCAUUCUGAUUGAUCUGUUCAGUAAAGGGUGCGUGAUCCCGGAGCUCCAGGACGCAGCAACAUGGGAGAAAUUGAAGAAGAGUUUGAGGGACGGCGGGAGAAUGAUGGUGAAUGUGGGCGGGAGCUGUGUGGAGCCUGAGGAUAUAAGAAAAGAUGGAAGUGUGAUCAUGGAGGAGACUUUGAAGGCAAUGCACAAGGUUUUUCCGGGGGAGGUGUUUGUGUUGAGCCUUGAGAAUAGGAAGGACGACAGCUCUGUUGCUCUGACGGGUGAAUUGCCGGAAGCUAAUGAGUGGAAGAAGGCGCUGAAAAGGCCUUUGAAGUUCUAUGUCGAUAUGUGGGAGCCGUAUAAAUGAUUCAAAUUGCGUUGAUUAUUCAUCAACUUCGCUUUGUGAAAUUCUUGCUGUUGCGCGCAUGUAAAGUGUUCGAUGAUAUGCUUCAUAAACAGACAGCUUAUCAUUUUCUUCGUUUGGCAUGAUAAACAUAAAUUAAAGCACUCUUCAGAAAUAAUACUGUGGAUUUGGAUUUG
Molecule: messenger RNA, 1270 nt
Organism: Sesamum indicum (sesame)
Lineage: Eukaryota; Viridiplantae; Streptophyta; Magnoliopsida; Lamiales; Pedaliaceae
Product: S-adenosyl-L-methionine-dependent methyltransferases superfamily protein
Biological process (GO): polyamine biosynthetic process
Molecular function (GO): thermospermine synthase activity
Source: RefSeq, a predicted model, not a curated record